This is a messenger RNA of Penicillium nucicola, 2658 nucleotides long. RefSeq lists its product as uncharacterized. Gene Ontology annotation, molecular function: chitin synthase activity. The record is from RefSeq and is a predicted model, not a curated record. Bases 1 to 2658 code for a protein of 885 amino acids. The transcript is spliced from 3 exons. NCBI's taxonomy places the organism in Eukaryota, Fungi, Ascomycota, Eurotiomycetes, Eurotiales, Aspergillaceae. Gene Ontology annotation, cellular component: cell periphery; cell septum.
AUGCGCGACAUCGGACAGGGCGAUGGCGAUAGCCACGAUGAACAAUGCGAUCCGCAGUCUCCACUUCGUAUGAUUAUCACCGAUAGAGACAGACAAUCGCAAAGAGCAGCAACAUCAGGACAAAGAACUAGGGAGGCGGAGCUCAGUCACAUGGUCACAAAUAACAGAAGCACAGGCGACGAAAUUAUUGAAAUGGAAACAAUCGCUGUCCCCAAGAAAGCACUUACUCAUGAAGUUCCGUUACUUCGAGGAGCCCUAGUAAUUGAAUGGAAUGUACCUCUUUCCCUGCUCCAGACAUUUGUCAGUCAGAAAAGACACGAUGACGCCGAAUUCAGAUCUGCCAAAUACUCGGCAAUAACCGCCUCACCUACGUUUGCGCGACAAGAGAAUUUCACGCUCCGCCAAAUGCUGUACCCUAAACCCCGCCAAACGGAGAUCGUGCUUAUCCUCCAUAUCUCUACACACCAGGACAAUGAAUAUCUCGGACAGACAUUGGGCACAUUGUUCCGCUGUAUCGAUUAUAUGUGUUCGAGACAUUGCGAGGAGUUCGGUAAACACGGGUGGAAGAAGUUCCUGAUAUGCAUUGUGGUAGAUGGGCGGCAAAAUCUGUCCUCGAGCAGCAGACGGCUGUUGUCUCUACUUGGUCUUUUUCGUUGGGAAUUUAUGGUUGGAAGUGUUCAGGAAAAAGCCGUCGAAGCCCACAUGUUCGAGUACACAACUCAAGUGGAUCUGAAUCACAACGGGAUCCCACGGACGCCAGGUACCCCAAGGAAAACACCAGUUCAGAUGCUUCUUUGUCUGAAGGAAAAAUCCGAGGGCCGUAUUGAGGCUCAUUCAUGGCUCUCCGAAGCUGUGCUGCCGACAUUGCAGCCUCAUAUGCUUGUUUUCAUUCCACCUGGCUUGAUGCCACAACGCGAUGCGGUAUAUCGAAUGUGGAAGAAAAUCGAUAGGAAAAAGAGCUGUGGUGGAGCAGUCGGGCAGGUUGUUCCUCAGGUUCUUUCAACCAUCGACUGGUUACGAUACCCUUUCUUUGCCGCCAGUGCCCUCGAACAAAAGUUGAUUCACACGUUUGACAAGCCAGUGGCAUCCGGUCUCGGGUCAAUACAAGUCUUUCCCACAACAUUCUCGGCUUUUCGGUAUUUAAAGCCAGAGAAAAAGCCCGAUCGCACGGGUAGCUCUACCUUUUGUGAUGAAAAUGUCCCGACGGAAACUGAGCACACCCGAGCUUUCACCAGCCUAUCUGACUUCCCAGAAUAUAGGCCUUGGCUUAUGGAGCCUUUCUCUCAGCAUCAACUCCGCUGGUCCUUCGCCUAUUCUCGACGAUCUAAAGCGCGUCUUCCCAUACGAUCUACCGAUGAAAGCUCACCACUUCAUGUACCAAUAUCAAUAUCAGGUUACAUCCGUAGCCAGCGCCGACAAAUCCAAGACAAGGCGGUUUUCAUUCUCCAGUGCCUAACACAUGCUCGACAAUUAGUCACAGUCAAGCACAGAUAUUUCCGCAAGCUGGGCACUGUGGUCCUGCUUCUAUAUUUUCUCGUUGAUCUUUUUAUCAGCUGGUUUGCUAUAGCCAACCUAUUCAUCAUAUUUAUCAAGGUGAACUCCUCAUUCCUUCACACAUGGCUUCCAAAUGAGAGUGGUCGGAUCCUCGAGAAGUUUGUGCGCAUCGUUUACAUUUUGACGCUUAUAAUAUCGGUUAUCUUGGGCUUAAGUGAUGACAUUUGGAGAUCGAAAGCAAACUUUCGAACUCGGUAUGACAUGCGCGUGGUCCUUGCUGUAUGGGCGUGCCUUGCCGCAUACUUCGUUUCCAUUACUGCUGUCAUUCUAUCCGAAACCACCAAACUUGCGAUCUCCAAUCUAAAUGCCCAAAAAGAAGCUACCUAUAUCUGGUGGUCUCCGGAGCUGCGAUUUGUUGUGGCAAUCUGCCCUAUAUUCAUCACUCCGAUUAUCUGGAUCAUACAGCACAUCUUGCUCGCUCCAGCCCGUAUCAACUGCCUCAAUAUUUCUGCCUUUUUCAGUGUUUCCAACACUCUCAACGAGGCGCCUUUGGUUGAUUCGUUCGACCCAACAUUUUUCCAAGACAUCCGCGACACAACUGCAUCUGAACCUGGCCGCGUUGCCGUCAAUAUUCCUCAAGACGAUUAUGAUCUCGAUGCGCAAUAUGAAGCUCAGUCUGCCAGGCUUGCUGGUGAUCUCAACGCGCAAAAUGAAGCCAAGAUCGCCGAAUUUUCCCGGCGGUCUCCUAAAGCAACUCCUGUGGUCCCAAAAUUUAUCCAAGAUAUCCGCGACACAACUCUACGAGUUUCCGUCAGAAUCCCUCAAGACGAUGGUGAUCUCAACGCGACAUAUGAAGCCCAGAUCGCCAAAUUUGCUUUGCGGCCUCCCCCUAAAGUAGGACUCUUGGCUCCUCCUUGUAUGCCAUUAUAUUCGCGGGGUUUAGUCCUGACGUGGGCAAUGUCUAACUUGUUGCUUUGUGCUCUGCUGUGGUAUCUUGUCCUACCGAACAAGGAAGAACAAAUAUCCCACGUGGAAAAUAUCAAUUCUGGUCGCUUCAUAGUUUAUUUUACUAUCGUUAAUUGGGCAAUCGGUGGGUUCUGGGUUGUUAAAUUUGUUGGUGUUCUUUGGUAUCAACUAUCGAAAAUGUUUCUCUUGUGCGUGUGA